AUGAGCCAUAAAGGACGGCAGGCAAGGAUGAGUGAGUGUUCUGGUGCAUCCGUAUCCGGGGCGGUGAUCCUGGAGGAACCUGAGGCUCCAGGGGCUUCAGGGGCUCGUGGCGAAGGCCAGGCCCAGGAUCAGGGUCCACUUCGCUGUGCACUUUGGCCUCGCCAGCAGACAUGGUUGUGUGUGGUCCCCUUACUUAUUGGUUUCAUUGGUCUUGGAUUGAGCCUGAUGCUUCUGAAAUGGAUUGUUGUUGGUACAGUACGGGAUUAUGUGCCAACAGACCUAGUGGAUGCUAAUCGAAUAGGCCAGGAUCCUAUCUUCCUCUCCAAGCCAAGCGGGAUUCCCAAAAGUCCCGAUACUACCACCACCACAACUACACCUACAGCUGAUGGCGGGAACCCCACGCCUAGAACCGUAACUGUGGCGAAAGGUAGAACACGAUCUGCCACUACCACCACUACUGGUGGAGCCUCAGGUAGCCAGGUAACCCCUCGGAAUCCUGUAAAUCGUAACGGACGUGGACCUUCAGGUUUUACUACGACCACCGCGCCGCCACGGACCACCUUCAUAAUUGGAGCGGCGACAGCUAGCCCUUCUCCGUCCAAUCCAACGGUACUCCACGACUCUACACAGAUGUGGACCCCGGAGCAUACUACAACUGAGACGGUCUCCACCACGCUCACCACGCGUACGCACAGCUACCGCAAAACACCAUCUCCAACUGUCCCACCGCUGCACUCGGAGCAUUUCAAACCCUGUCAUGAGAAGGACCUGGCCUACUGCCUAAAUGGAGGCGAAUGCUUUGUCAUCGAGACGCUCAGCGGGCCUCACAAGCACUGCAAGUGUCGAGAAGGCUACCAGGGAAUCCGCUGUGACCAGUUUCUACCGAAGACCGACUCCAUCCUGUCUGAUCCGAUUGACCACUUGGGCAUCGAGUUUAUGGAGAGCAAAGAGGUGUACAAGAGACAGGUGCUGUCAAUCACAUCCAUCGCCAUGGCGAUCAGCCUCCUGGGAACCCUCUGCAUGGCCCUCUACUGCCGCAACAAGAGGCGCAGAGAGAAGCUCCAGAUCCACCUGAAAGAGAGUCGCAGUCUGAAAAACUACACCACUAAUUCCCAUAACUCCCUCGAUGGCAAGACGAGAAAUCUCAACGCCAGCCUGCAAAUGCAUGAGUACUGCAAACGCUCCUCUCAGUCUCGCCAAGGCAAUGUUUGCGAGUCCAGCUUUGCACACUGCAACAUCACCACCACAGCAGCCAACAGCUCCAGAGGAACGGCAAAACAUCACAGAAGUGGUUCUUUGUCUCACAGCCCCGAUCAGAGAACUCGGGCAUCCCAUUGGUCAGCUCCCCGUCGGACUCCGCCCAUACCAAGAGGAAGGUUGAAUCCGAUUGGUGGAUCCAAGUAUUCGGGCCCCGCCUACCAACACCUUCAGGAAGUGGACUCGUCUGAGAGGGACGCCGAAGCACAGAGAGGUUGCCAGAUGCAGGGAGAUAACCGACACAACGACCCCAGACGAGAUGCCUUCCUACAUAUGCAAACUCCUGUUUCCAUGGAGAUGACUUCGACAUCGCCUUGGAGCGACCACGUGGAGGUGCGUUCAGGCCUGUGCGCCCCGUUCCAGAACCACGAUCUGAAUCCCGUCACCCGCAGCCUGCGGAGGCCCGGCCGCCGUCACAACCAGUCACCUCCGCCUCCGUUUCGCUCCUGCUCCAUCCCCAUCAUCCCCUCCGUCCAGUGUCACCAUGACAAUGAGGUGUCUUGUAUGCAAACCGCCGUCACCCCAGCUACCACAGUGAUGUCAACCUGCGGAGCAACGCCCUGCAAGGAAGAGAGGAGAGAGAGAGCAGCACACGCCGCUUUGUCUUCUACUUCCUGCUCGUCCACCAUUGGCCAGAAGCGGGAUGAGGUGGCGCUGCUGUUGGAGGAAGCGCAGGAGCAACUGCGGGCGUUGGCGUUGGCUCACAGGAAGCAGGAAGAAGGUGGAAUCGGCAGCAGCAGCAGCGGUGGCGGCGGUGGCAACGGCUCGGCGGCUGCACCGGUGGAAGCCAGAGAAACUGUUUGCUUCCUGAACCUUAACGGAGGAGGAGUCGGAGCGCUGAGCUGUAACGGACCCACGCAGACCCAGUUACUCAGCCCCAGCCUAUCACACAGAGACCUGGGCCAAAGCGGCCAAUGA
Scomber scombrus (Atlantic mackerel) is the source of this 2175-nucleotide messenger RNA. Its product is annotated as pro-neuregulin-3, membrane-bound isoform. Gene Ontology annotation, biological process: nervous system development; intracellular signal transduction; animal organ development. The transcript has 10 exons. The record is from RefSeq and is a predicted model, not a curated record. Lineage: Eukaryota; Metazoa; Chordata; Actinopteri; Scombriformes; Scombridae. The coding region runs from base 1 to 2175 and encodes 724 amino acids. Gene Ontology annotation, molecular function: chemorepellent activity.